UUGUUGGUAGAGGUACAUUCAUAUCAAACAAACUGAAAGAUUACAGACUCCUUCAGUUCCUCUUUUUUAUGGAUGAUCUUCUAGAAAUCAUCAGUGAUUUGAGCUUACAUUUUCAGAAAGACGGCACAACAUGCAUUGAUUUUCUUGAUACCCUAGAAACAGCUGUUCUUAAUCUGUUGCAACUUAGGCAGCAGCCUGGUGCAAAACUUCAAGGUUUUCUUGACAGCAUAACUGUUCAAAACAACAAAGGGUUAUACAAAAACACUGAACUUAAAUACUACAGUCCUCAGUUUGACUACACUACGUUACAAUCAGUCAUUGACAUAGUUGUUGAUAGAAUUUCUGGAAGGUUGGAAAAUCCUAACGAUCCUACAAAAUCUAUCCUCCAAGCUGCUCAGAUUUUUGAUACAAAAGACUGGCCAAACGACAGACAGCAACUAGCUGUGUAUGGUACCCAACAACUUCAGCAGCUUAGUGACCAUUUUCAGGUCUUUCUUGACAAUAUUGGUUGUGAUAGGAACCAGCUGCUGCCAGAAUGGGUGCACGUUAAAGCUCACAUUGGCAAUAGACUUAUUAACAAUGUCAACCUUCCAAAGAUUAACACUUUAUUUGUUCAACAACCUGAUCAGUACAAAAACAUUUUGAUGUCAAUAGAAAUUGUAUUGGUUUUGCCAAUAAGUAGUUCUAUAUGUGAGAGAGGGUUCUCUGCUCUUAAGCGAAUCAAAUCUGACUGGAGGUCUAACUUGACAACAGACACGAUGAAUCACUUGCUACUAGCAUCAAUUGAAGGGCCCUCUCUUGAUGAAUACAAUUCAGAAAGGGCAGUCCAUCUUUGGUGGACAGGUGGACAACGACAAAGACGCCCACAAUUUGCACCUGGUCCUAACAUGGUGGAGGUGGAGGAAGACCAGCUUCUGAACUUUUUGUUAAAUGUUUAACUUUACAUAAAAUUUGCAAAAGCUAUAAUGACUUUCACCUUGACUUUAAAGUUAAAGAAAAAGAAAUUAUUGGAUUCACAUAUUUGACUUAAAUCAAUAUGAAAUUACAAUAUUAGCAUAUAGUGUUUUACAUAAAAUAAGUCAAUAUAAAAGUCUACUGGUACUAUUUUUAUUUUUUUAUUAGACACAAAAAUAAUUUUUAUUAGACACAAAAAUACAGUAAGUCACUGUGCAAUUUGCUGCAGAUCUGGAAGUACAUAAAUAUGGCUCAACUUCUGUCUGUAACUUACUAAGUGUUCUGCCUGCAAACAUUAACUUAAAGGUAAAAAUGUAUAUACAUAGAUUGCUGUCUGAGUGACAGGAGUUUUGAAACCAUUCAAUACAUUAUUAUUAAUUAAUGAUUUCACAUGGAGAUCACAAGAAAACCAGGGUAACACUAUUAAUAAAAAAACACUCAUGAGAAUGCAAUGCAUAUACAUUACAGUUUUUUGUUGGUCAGUUUCGAACAAGUACAUUUUCCAUUCGGACAACCUAAAUUUCAUGUUAACUUGUCCGAAGGGACAGGUUGGUAUUAAAAUUAGUGUCAGUCCCUGUCUGC
Molecule: messenger RNA, 1536 nt
Organism: Ostrea edulis (European flat oyster)
Lineage: Eukaryota; Metazoa; Mollusca; Bivalvia; Ostreida; Ostreidae
Product: zinc finger protein 862-like
Exons: 1
Coding region: 69-938 (289 amino acids)
Source: RefSeq, a predicted model, not a curated record